GCCACUUAUUACUUCUCACUUCCUACGCAGCUCCGGAGUUUCCUGCACUGGCGGCAAGUUUUGAUAGUCACUGAACUACUGCAGUGGGAAGGGAAAGGCAAAACCACUGGCUGUCUGCAAGUCUGGUGGAGCAAGGUGUUGACUGGAAGGAAAAGAAUGGGCGAGUAACACUGUGCAGCAUUCGCAGCGGUUAGCAGAGGGGGACAAGUGGCUCGGCACAAGGCUUGCGUCAGAGUAAGUGAAGCAGAGACAAUCCUUUGGAGAACAACUACUCUCUUGCUCCUGGUGGCUUAAAGUUUUAAGGACCCAGUUCGUUUCUUGUGGGCCUAUCCUAGAUUGAAGGAAAAAAAACCACAGGCAGUGAGGGAUCUGGGACACGUCUGGGAUAGUGCCAAGGAUGCUGUGUUUCCUGACAGCAUGAAGGAACAAAGGUCUGGGAAAUGUCCAGCCCUUUGCAUGCUGGCUUGGAGUUGCCUCCACUUUGCCUGGAGUGAUGCCAUCAGUUCCGGGGCCACUGGAGCUGGAAGUAUUGGAAGAGGCUUCCCGAGCGACGUCACCAAUAGAACCGACGUCCGUGGCAACCUUUCAGUUCAGUGUGUGACGCUUCUCCCUCCACCUUACGGUUCCUAUUACAUCGAGAAGGGCACCGGCCUCUCCCUGGGCUCAGUCAUCGUGUACUGGUGCAGAGACGGGUAUCAACUAGUGGGCAGCGAGAAGCUGACCUGCCUCCUCCGAGACAGCACCUCUUACUGGAGUCACCCAGCACCUCAGUGUGAGGCCAUCCCAAAGCCCCUUGACAAAGGGUUCCGGGUAGCAGUCAUAGCCUCUCUCAUCAGUGGCGUGAUCAUUCUGACCAUGUCUGUCUCCUUCGCUGCGUGCUGCUUGCAAAACAGGCUGCUGAGAAACAGCGCACAGCGGCUGAACACCAGGGAGGAGCAACAGCAGGGCAGGACGUGCCGGGGUGCAAGGCAAGCUGAUUCCACUAACAAGGAAAUGGAGAAGCAACAAGGAGCUUUUGGGAAACUGAAGCACCAUCACAGGCUUGAUUACCGCAUCUCUGCCCUCCGUAGUUCUGUAUACCCUGGGGCACUUGCAGGGUGCAGUAACCAGGGAUUCCAAAGGAGUCAGGAGAAUUCACACCAGCCGUCCAUGCAAAGGCUAUGCUCUGAAAUCCACGUCUUCCCACAAGUGGUUCUGCAGCCGGGUGCAUCACCAUCUGCCUCCUCUAUGUACAUUCAUUUGCCCCAGAAGCCAGGAGAUAUCUCCCUGGCUAUAAUGCCUUGUCAUGCCAACUCCCCCAGAGAUGUAGCCACAGCCUACUACCGAGGAUAUGAAGAACAUAAGCCCUUAAACCUAUAUUGAUAGUGAUCAGCUUACAAUUUUAAGCUAUUACCCAAUUCCUUAUUAACACCAAUUCCUUGGAAGUCUCCCAAGCUCAGCGAGCAGAGGCAUAUGAUACAAUCAGUGUGACUGGAUUUUCAAGCAGUUAUUGCAAACAGGUGGAAAAGAGUGACAUUUCAUGUUGAAAGUA
This is a messenger RNA of Dermochelys coriacea (leatherback sea turtle), 1531 nucleotides long. Its product is annotated as sushi domain-containing protein 3-like. NCBI's taxonomy places the organism in Eukaryota, Metazoa, Chordata, Testudines, Dermochelyidae. The record is from RefSeq and is a predicted model, not a curated record. The transcript is spliced from 5 exons. Gene Ontology annotation, cellular component: plasma membrane. Bases 418 to 1362 code for a protein of 314 amino acids.